Molecule: messenger RNA, 5057 nt
Organism: Thunnus maccoyii (southern bluefin tuna)
Lineage: Eukaryota; Metazoa; Chordata; Actinopteri; Scombriformes; Scombridae
Gene: phactr4b
Product: phosphatase and actin regulator 4b
Exons: 17
Coding region: 896-3529 (877 amino acids)
Biological process (GO): neural crest cell migration; actin cytoskeleton organization
Molecular function (GO): actin binding
Source: RefSeq, a predicted model, not a curated record
AUUCUAAGGGGAAUUUGCAUUAAAGCAUGUGUAACUAGUACAACUGGCUCAGGUAGACUUCUAUCGUCCUCGUCUUCUUGAACCUGCAUCUCCUCUCAUACAGUAAUGUGCAUUUCCUCUGCUUUUAGUGAGGAGCUACUCACUAAUUUGCUCUUCUGAGAAAAUGCUGCCUCAUGGCUUAUGUUGUUGCUCUUCCACUUCCUACUGGAAGUCCCCUUCUUUAAUGGGCCAUUAAGAGGCAACCACGAUGGGUAAGCUGUCAGCUGAGGCUGAUUGAUUCGGUUAGGCCACAGAUGAGACUGAUCUGAGAUUCCUCUGUAGCUCUCAGCUAAAUGUCUUUCCUCCACCCCCACCCUCUUUCAGAGAGCAGCCACUGGCAGGGAGCAGAGGUGGAAAGCCUGGCUUCAAGCUGGAGAUACUGAAUGAAAAUGCAGUCCUCACACAGGUGGAGGGACACUCAGGAAGAAAAGUUUAGCAAAGGCGAGGAGCGUUUUUGGGCUCCUUGUAAAAGUGGGCCACCAGUCCCUGUGGUGAACGAUGCUUUUCUGGGGCAGGCUCGGUGAUGACGCUCACCCGGCCCGGAUUGGGAACAGACACCCUCGUCCAUCCUUUCUUCGGAGAAGGGUGCGGAAACAGUGCGGCUCGGAUACACACUGCAAUAAGGACCAAGCAGAGACAGACUUCAGGUCUGCUGUCCAUACAGCGGAUCCACAAAUUGAUCAUUGAUACCUUUCUUUGAGCAGGCCUAGGGGGUAAGAUGGGUGGAGCUGCCAUCUUCAGCAUGCUGGAGACCUGAGAAAAAUACUGCUGUACUGCUGCUGAGGACCUCUACCACCCCCACCCCACCAAUGACUUUCUACUGUGAACCGUUGAUUGGUGUGCCUCAAACUCUGUAAUGGAAAAUCGUGAUGAUGAAGCUGAGCAGCACCACAGCACAAUGGCGGGAGAGGGCGGCAGCACGGGGGACAGCACCCCUCCCCCAAAACGCAAGGGCAAGUUCUCUACCCUUGGCAAGAUCUUCAAGCCGUGGAAGUGGCGGAAGAAGAAAAGCAGCGACAAGUUCAAUCAAACUUCAGAAGAGCUGGAGAGAAAGAUGUCGACGCGGCGUACACGGCAGGAGCUUAUAGAGCAGGGAGUGCUGAAGGAGGUCCCGGACAACGACGCAGAUGCAGAGACACAAAACCUGAAGCAGCCCUACGUAAAGAAUGGCCACACUCUGCCUGUUAGCGCUGGGGUUGGAGGAGGAGGAGGAGGAGGAGUGGUCAGUAGUGGAAGGAGCCCUUGCAACCAGGGCAAACUCCCCUUAGAGUCGGACUUUAGGAUGAACCCGGCCUGGCUUACCCAGCCAGACGACCGUAGGGGCCGAUCUCCCUCUGACGGAGACCGCCGAGGUGCUCUGGGCUCCAGGGGCACCGGACUACACGAAGACGUGCGGAGAGGAGGGGGAGGGAUGGGGCCACGUGCACAUGUGGAGGGAGAGUGGAAGCCUAACAUGGUCUGGCACGGCCAGAUUCACAGCCAGAUGGACGAGGGCAGACGCGGGGGCCGGCUUCACCCUGAGGACGGGCAGAGGAAGCCUGGGCUGCAGAAGGCCCCGUCUGAGGACGGCAGGAGUCGUCGGCCUGCGGAAGCGGACUGGAAGCCGACGCUACCUCGACAUGCAUCUGCCGAAGAAGGUAGAGCCUGCAGAGAGUCAGACAGCCAUUUUGUCCCUGACCUAGAAGCCCUGCGGGAUACCCUGCGAGAACCUCUGCCUCCUAAACAGUCUGUCAUGCCUCCAAAAUGGCUGAUGAGCUCCACCCCUGAACCUGUCAACGAGGGUCCACCUCGCACCCCAUCCAACCACCCCACCACCCAGUACUCAUCUCCCUCGGCCGCAGCGUCUAAACCUGUUCGGUCCAUCUCCUCAGCGGGCGCGUCCACGCAGCAGUCCUCAUCUGCAGUCCCGACCUCCACCUCUCAGGCCACCAAGCAGCCCCCUCUGCCCCCGCCCAAGCCGGUGAACAGGGGCAACGCCGCCAUGCUGGUCUCCGCCCUGCAGGGGGGAGAGAACGCACAGCUUCCUCUCUACUGGUCCUGCUGGAAGCGAGAGUGCGACUAUGAUGUCUACCUGUCCCUGCCUGUCUACCUGUGCCGGCGGGCCGGAGGCCUGCGCUCAGGAGACCUCAACCAAGCCACGGGGGGUGCCAGCCUUGUUCCAGCCAAGCCUUCUCCACCAAUGCCUCCGAAGAGGACCACCCCCGUCACCAAACGCAACACAGAGGACUUGUCUGCUUCGAGCCAUCCCAUCAACCCUUCACCGCUUUCUCUGGAGGACCAGAGCAGCCUGUCCGUGUCCUUUCAGCUGCCUCCCCCUCCUCCCUCCCCACCCUUGCCAACACACAUACCGCCUUCUCCGCCCCGCCAACACAUACACACCCACCACCUUCACCAUCAGCACUCCUACCCUCACCCGCUCCCCCAACCUAUCCCCAUGCUAUUCGAUCCCCCAAGCCCCACCGAGUCCCCGCAGCGCCCAGCUCCUGUCCCGCUCCAUAUCAUGAUCCAACGAGCUCUGUCCAGUCCCGGCCCGGCUCAGCCACACCCAGACGGGUCACAGCGUGCGCACACUCUGCUUUUUGAAACCCCUCCGGAGUACCAAGGAGAUCGAGGUCGCCCUCUGCCCGUCAGCAUCCAACCACUAAAACUAUCUGAGGAUGACUACUCAGAAGAGGAGGAGGAGGAGGAUGACGAGGAAGAGGAGGAGUACGACGGGGAGAUCCCCCAGCCAGAACUUGAGCCGCGGAGUCGCAGGUGCUUGGUCGGCGACGCCGGUGUUUGCGUCAUCCCGGGGGGAAACAGCAGUGAGGAAGAGGAAGAGGAGGAGGAAGAAGAUGAGGAGGGAGAGCAUGACAUGCAUGGGGAGGACAGCGACUCAGACGGUCCUGUGCUGUAUAAAGAUGAAGACUCUGACGAGGAUGAGGAGGAUGAGCCCCCACCUAGUGCUCUGGCCAGCAGGGUCAAGAGGAAGGACACCCUGGCUCUGAAGCUGAGCAACCGUCCCUAUGCCCCAGACCGGGACAGGUUUACCCAGGAGAGGAGCACCAGAGAUGACCAGCCUCCAGGACAGACCGGCCUCACCUGGCAGAGCAGGGAGCAGUGGGAGGCCAUCCGCACACAGAUCGGCACAGCGCUCACAAGACGACUUAGCCAGAGACCCACUGCUGAGGAGCUGGAGCAAAGAAACAUCCUUCAGCCCAAAAAUCAGGCUGACAGACAAGCUGAGGUCAGAGAGAUCAAGCGGCGGCUGACCAGAAAGCUGAGUCAAAGACCCACAGUUGCAGAACUACAGGCAAGAAAAAUCCUGCGAUUCCACGAGUACGUGGAAGUCACAGAUGCACAAGACUAUGAUCGCAGGGCAGACAAGCCGUGGACCAAGCUGACUCCUGCUGACAAGGCAGCCAUCCGGAAGGAGCUCAACGAUUAUAAGAGCACUGAAAUGGAGGUUCAUGAAGAGAGCAGAAUCUACACGAGGUUUCAUCGGCCUUAGCGUCCCCCUCUUCUUUUAAUGAAGCACUUAACAUCUCCGUGGCAAGAAGCUGCUCCCUAUGCAGACAGAUCGUCCUUUCACGUUUCCAGAAUGUACUGUACAAUUUAUCAGGGAAAGCCUGGAAUUGACUCAAAAACAAAGAACGCUUCUCGCUUCCCUUCCAUCGCCCUCUCACUACAUUGCUUUCACUAAACUUGAGGUGGUGAUGGGUGAGCACCAGAUGCAGUAUUUCUCCCAGACAACAGGGGGAACCACGUGCCAAUGAAGUGGAGAAGUUUGCAGAGGACCUACAGUUAACAGGGCUGACUCUCACUCUGCUGUAAUGUGGUACCCCUCAGGGAUUCGGAACUAGUUAAAACCUUUAAUGCGGCCUCAUUCUGUGUUGCCUUUUUUUCCUUCUUUACUGUACAAGCUAAUUCAUCUUGUUAAUGUGAUAACAUACAAUAAUAAUAGUAAUAAUAAUGAUGAUGACUUACAAUACUCCACACAGUAAUAAUAGAUAAUAGAGACAAAUGGAAAAAGUGAGAGCGGGCUGGAGGAUGAAGACUGGGAUACUCUGUUAUAGGACUGGACAUCUCUGGGAUAUUGUGUGUUUUAUAUUAAUUGUGUACAGAUUGCUAUUGUGAUACCUUAGAAUGAAACCUGGAGAGAUCUAAUUACAAAAUAUUCUGUAAUGCACAAGAUAUUUUAUAUUGUAAUUUUGAUCACAUGAGUAGUGACAGCUUUUAUUUGAGCCUUUUUUAUUAUUAUUUGGCUUGCCUGUAUUUAUGGUUGUGAUGUGAGGUGGCCAUUUAAGCGUGAAUCUAUAUAUAGGAAAAAAGUGCAGGUCAAGGAGGCCGUUGGUGAUUUUAAAUGUGCCAACAAACCCAUUGCCUAAAGGACUAUAUAGGAUACUGGUUUUCAUAUCACUGAUUUCUGCAAUCCACUGCAUGAGCCAACACAGAUUCCAGUGCCACUGGAUCUGGAUAAUCUCUCUUCAUUUAUACUUUUUUUUAUGAGUUUUUGUACUUCCCUUUAAUCAAACAUGCAAUGCAUUUCUGUAGCCAUUUUGAAUAAGGUCAUGCUAGUAAUGUCUAUACUAAGAGUUAAAUGUAAGUUGCUGUGAGUGUAGAUCAGGGAUUUAUCAAAAAAAAAUCAGAAAACGGUCAACAGGGAGUCAUUUUGGCUGGAACUUUUUUGAAACUGCAGAAAUGUUUUAUCUUGUAUUGUCGUCUGGCCAGUAGCUUACAGGGUUCUCUAUGCUGUGUACAGGUUGAUAUAGGUUUAACUGAUGCUUGUGUAUAUCUUGUCUUCCUUUCAUUUGAAAAGAAAUUUUAAAUAUAAAAGUAUUAUAGGUUGCUAUUUUUUUAAGCACAGAAUAUUAGUUUAUGAUUAAAUGCUACAAGAAUGGGAAUAUGAAAGUGUACCUUUUCUGUAAAACUAAGUUCAUUUUUAAUUGAAUGUGGAAUUGUAUGGACUGACAGUUAUUUUCUUUUUAUUUGUAAAUAGUCACACCUGGAUCUAAUUAAAAAUCUUACAAUUCCUUGAA